AUGCAGACUACCAUAGAGAUCGAUUCUCUGUACGAAGGGAUUGAUUUCUACACGACGAUCACGAGGGCGAGGUUCGAGGAAAUGAACAUGGAUUUGUUCUUGAAAUGUAUUGAGGCGGUGGAGAAAUUCCUGCAAGAUGCGAAGAUCGACAAGCGCCAAGUUCAUGACGUGGUUCUUGUAGGUGGGUCCAUGAGGAUUCCCAAAAUUCAGAACAUGUUGGAGGACUUUUUCAAUGGGAAGGAGCUUUGUAAGAGUAUUAACCCCGAUGAAGCUGUGGCUUACGGUGCUGCGGUUCAGGCCGCGAUUCUGAUCGGUGAAGGGAUCGAGAAGGUGCAGGACUUGUUGCUACUCGAUGUCACGCCACUUAGUCUUGGGCUCGAAACUGCUGGUGGUAUUAUGACAACUCUGAUUUCUAGGAAUACGACGAUUCCGACGAAGAAAGAAUAUAUUUUCUCUACGUAG
Messenger RNA from Juglans regia (Persian walnut), 462 nucleotides. RefSeq names its product heat shock 70 kDa protein 4-like. The transcript has a single exon. The coding region runs from base 1 to 462 and encodes 153 amino acids. Gene Ontology annotation, cellular component: cytoplasm. Gene Ontology annotation, biological process: cellular response to unfolded protein; protein refolding. The record is from RefSeq and is a predicted model, not a curated record. Gene Ontology annotation, molecular function: ATP binding; misfolded protein binding; ATP hydrolysis activity. Lineage: Eukaryota; Viridiplantae; Streptophyta; Magnoliopsida; Fagales; Juglandaceae.